GUCCCACCUGGAUCGAGGGUUCGGUUGAUCCAGAAGUCGUGAACCGAGCAAACCAGUUCGAUAGGUGCCAGCCGUGGCGAGCAGAUCGAGCCGGCGGCCGCCAGUCCGAAUACACGCCGAGAAGUUCACGUUCUCCAAUCCUGUCGCGGUUCUUGUCGCGGAUCCGACUGUCGCGGGUGCCCCGAGAUCGAUUAAAGGGCGUUCUCCAAGCCCAAGGAGGUUGCCGGAUCACAGAUGAGACGGGGAGGCGCCGGGCGCAAAGACACCACUCGACAGGCUUUGACCACGUGGCCGCAGGUGCCCGUUGCGAUCGAGAGUGCCAGAUCUGGGUGACUGACGUUCCAGGUGAUCUCAAGGUGAUCUCGUGGAACGUUCCGAAAAUCUGAUUCGGAAGCUCAAGAUACCGUUUAUCCGAAGACGACGAUGUAUCGUCGCGAGGUCUAAGGAGAACUAUAGAGUAGAGACAGAAGCAGAAGCAACAGCAGCUCGGUGGUGUCAGUCAAGAUGUGCGACCGGCGAAAACAGGCUUGGUCGGCCGUUUUCAUCAGCAAUGUGUUGAUCCACACCGUUGUUAUCGCCAGUCCGAUCUAUGUUCCUCAAUUUCUACCCGGAAGCACGGGCAGAAACAUCAGGCACUUGCCCUGCGUAUCACGCAGGAGCGGCGAGACCGGUGUAUGUAUGUUUGCGUUUACCUGCGCGAAGGCUAAUGGCACGCAUCUCGGCACCUGCAUCGAUCGCUUCUACUUCGGUAGCUGCUGCAAGAUCGACGACGAGCCGGACAUCUUCCCGCAGGACAACAGCAUCGACGAUGGGCCGCCGCUGCCGCCAAGGCCGUUCAUCACGACCCGCAAGCCCAUCCCGAGCAGCAGCAUACCGGAGUACUUUGCGAGGCCGAAGCCGACAGAUGAGAGAAAACCAGCAGAGGCUCCUCAAACCACGACAAUGCCUGUAAUCUCGAGCACGCAAAGUACGCAAACUACGCAAACUUUAGCAAGUACAUCGAGAAACACGACAAAAUUGGCGACGAAAAAGCCAACAAUCACGACAGUCGAAAUGACUACGCAGACUACUCGUCUCACCACCUUCCAAACCGUGCAAAGCGCCGCUGGAUCCAGCACGGAAGCUACGUUGUCGAAGAGCACUAUCAGUACCGUAACUAGACCGGCAAGUACGUCCCCUAGUACGACAAGGCAACCUACAAAACCGCACACUUCGGCUUCCAUUCUGCGACCUAGCAGCGAAAACGCGACGAAAUUGCCGAUCACUACGACGGCGUCGAAAGCGACCACGAGGAAACCUACUGUCUCCACAAUACCGGUGCAAAGACCGACAGUACAGACCUCUCAGAAGCCGCUCGUUUCGACCACUCAUAGGCCGAUCCUUCAAUCGACUACGACGAAGAAUGUUCUCACGACUACGCAGCAAGUGGCACCUUCGACUAGAUUUCCGCCGAGGAACACGACGUCGCCUAAACCGUUGAUUCAGACAACUAUCAAAAAGCCCAUUAGCACUGUUACCAGCACCAAGAGACCUGCCACCACCAUUAAUACCGUGAUAACAAAACGCCCGUUGACGACCACGAAGAAACCUACUAUUUCGACAAAAAUACCGUCGAGUCCUUCGAGGCCUCCCACAAACUCUAGCCUCGGUACUACUCUACCGGUGACGAGCAGGCCGCUCUCGACCUCCGGCUCGUAUAGCACGAAUGUUACGGAAAGUACUUUAGCUUCCACUGGAACCAGACCGUCGAGUAUCGCAAUAUCAACAGCUACAAGCGCGACUAGUCAAAAUCAAAAGAUUUCUGCUACGACAAAGCGCCCAAAUCAGACAGUAACUACCGCGAGAAUAACGACCCCGAGGACGACGCCAAAGACAACGUCAACGAAAACAUCGACAAUCAGAACAACCACCGUCAGACCGACGACGACGACAACUAAAACAACAAUCGAUGACAAAACAACGACGUUUAGACCGUCACUGUCUACUACGAGGCCGAAACCUACUAGGAUUGCCAGCACAACAACUAAGACCACUAGACCCGAACACGAAAAUAGCACUGUGACGACUACAGAAAGAACGAAGCCGUCAUUGUCAUCGACCGUCGGAUCAACGGUUAGUGCUACAAGGCCCAAACCCACCACGACGAAACCAGUGACUAAACCUUUAACAAAGAUUCCGGUAAAUACAUCAUCCAGCAUCGUAGAAGUCACCACGAGCAUCUCGAGUUCCAUAUCCACGUUUACCGUUAGGAACGAAAGCACCUCGACCUACGUACCUCCCACCAAGGGUCAAAAUGUUAAUCACACCCUCGAGGAGAUCCCGUUGACUACCUACUCUCCGGGCUUGGUGACGUGGAGUUCGAACUCUGAUGAAGUCACCGUAAAGACGCCCGAGACGUCCUCGUCAACGUCGACAGAGGCUACAUCAUCAGAACAAGCGGAAACUGAUUGGUCGCCGAUAACGACUCCGGAUGGCUGGAUAAUGAUUCAAUCGCCCUCCACCGAAAAGUUACCGCAGACUCAAGAGUCGACGACCGAACCGGUUGCGGAAUCCACUGUACAGUCUUUGACUUCUGCCAAACCGAUAACGGAGAGCACUAUCAGUCCCGAUAUCACGACAAAACCGAUGAUGACCACUUUGCCGUCAACGAUCACCGGUAUUACGAUCGACACGGAACUUCCGGUACCGAUGGAGACUCUCAAUAUGUCAGACUACAAACAAGUGUGCGGGCGAAGGCUGUUUCCGGAGCCCAGAAUUGUCGGUGGUGAUCGAAGCUCCUUCGGAAAAUGGCCCUGGCAGAUCUCGUUACGUCAAUGGCGAUCGCAGACGUAUCUGCACAAAUGCGGCGCGGCUUUGUUGAACGAAAACUGGGCUAUUACCGCGGCGCAUUGCGUCGAAAGUGUACCACCCAGCGAUCUGUUGUUAAGGAUCGGCGAGCACGACCUGGCGAACGAAGACGAGCCGUACGGGUAUCAGGAAAGAAGAGUGCAAAUUGUAGCGAGUCACCCGCAGUUCGACGCGCGGACCUUCGAGUACGAUCUCGCCCUUCUGAGAUUCUACGAGCCUCUUCUACCCUUCCAGCCGAACGUCUUGCCGAUCUGCUUGCCCGACGACGAUGAAACUUACGUUGGUCGCACCGCCUAUGUUACUGGCUGGGGCAGACUUUAUGACGAGGGACCACUACCGUCCGUAUUGCAGCAAGUUGCAGUACCAGUCAUUAAUAACACUGUAUGCGAAUCGAUGUAUAGAAACGCGGGUUACAUCGAGCACAUUCCGCACAUUUUUAUCUGUGCUGGUUGGAGAAACGGUGGAUUUGACUCUUGCGAGGGUGACAGUGGUGGUCCGAUGGUUAUCCAAAGGGCGCGAGACAAGCGAUGGAUCUUAGCCGGAAUCAUCAGCUGGGGAAUUGGUUGCGCCGCGCCUAAUCAGCCUGGCGUUUACACGCGCAUCUCGGAGUUUCGCGAAUGGAUUAAUCAGAUUUUGCAAUUCUGAAUCCCGUCGGCGGAAGCUUGAAAUUCGCGCUCUCGUGCCGCGCCGACUCCUUCAGACAUUCUAGACGACCGCCAAGCGGACAAACGGCACCAUCUGGUGCCGGAGCUGUGAGCCAAGUGCAAUUUAGUGCAAAAAAAAAAAGGGAAAAGAAAUAAGAGAUUCAGCGGAAAUUCUGCGGCGAUCUGUGUGCGCGUUGCGAACUCGGACGAUGUAUGGCGCCACUGAUUCGACUCUCGCGAGUAAAGUUUUCCGCUCGAAUCUCUAAUCGAGGACUACUCUUAAAGGGGUAUCUAUGAAUGUACGUUUAGAAUCUGAUGAAUCAAGUCAUUUGACAAAAACAUGAAUCUAAAAAGAAUAAUAAAAAAUGCGCCGAGCGCAUUAAUUGCACGUAGAGACGAGAAAACUGAAAGAAACACUCGCAAAAAGACGAAACCUAAGCCUUUUUUUUAUCUCUGAUAUAGAAAUGAUGUCAUUGUGACGAGAAGAUUUUAUAUCUUUUUAUCAUAUAUGUCAGAUCCUUUUUUCGAAUAAAAAUUCGACGAUAAAUUUAUUUAGUGGAACAGAAAAUGGUACCGCUCUUUGUGGUACUUUACUUAUCGAAUUUAUCAGCCUUUGAUUACGAAUGGAUAAAAAAUGAAACUUUUAUGUCUCUUAACUUUCUAAAUAUAUAUAUUUCAUAUAUAGAAAAAUUGCAAUGUCUAUGCAAGAUAAUCCAUAUAUAAGGAUAUCUUAGCUCCUGCCUAUUUAUUUAUAAUUUAUCAAAAUAUAUGCAACAGAGAACAAAAAUAUCUCAAAAUUACUAAAUAACAAUAAUCGAUUUUACAUUUAUCAGAUGACUUAAAUUUUAUUCGAUUGUUUUAGCUCUCAUAAAUUAUUUAUCAAUUCACUUCUGUAAACAAUUUAUAAUAAUCGGAUUUUAAUUUUUAUUUAAAAUUUAACAUUUUACAAUUUAAAAUUACACACUGCCAACAUUAAUCAUGUCGUUCCUUUUUUUCUCUCUCUCUCUCUCUCUCUCUCAUUCUCUCUCUCUCCCUCUCGUGAAUCUUAUAGAUUUCCAUAAUAAUUCUCCAAACGAAUUCCGAUGGGAAUUUCAAUGCAUUCGUCGAACCUCCAUGAAUAUCCAGUUAUCUCAAUUGAUCCUCGGGAGAACCGUAGGAAAAUGCAUUUUCUACAAUCUUCCAUGAAUUCUGUCUCUCUUUCUCUUUCUCUCAACAAUGAAAGCACUUUACUUCGUAGUUACUUGAGUUUAAUCUCAAGCAGAAACGAACUGACAAUGCUACGGUAAAGGUAAAAAUGCUCAUUAAUUUCAAUAACUCGUUCAUAAACGAUCGAACAACUCAUUAUGUACAUUUCGAUCUUGAAAAUGUAAUUAUAAGUUCGAUUGCAAAUCAAGAAUAGAAAGAGAAUAAGCGUAUCGCGGUACAUGGAGAGAUAUUAUUUAAUUUAAUUUAUAAAAAAAAUAAAAAUAUAGAAAGAAGAUUAUAGUAGAUUAUAUAUUAUAUAUGCUUAUAAAUACGUAUAUACAACGAGACACCUAUAUGUGUGCAAUUUAUUCGCUCAUGUUUCAGAGAUGAGAUUUAUAUACAUAUUCCGUAGCAUAUUUUUAAAUGACAUUUGUCAACGUACGCAUUUUAAUUAUUUAAAAACAUCGCUCACGAUUACGUCAACAAUUUAACGCGAUCCUACCGAUUUUACUCGAAACAUAUAAAAUUACAUCAAUCUCGUUAUCCCAAGCGUUAUGUUUUUUGUUAAUUAAAAUGUAUCAACAAAUGUCGCAGUGCGCGACACUGCAAUCAGAAUAAUACAAUUUUGUAAAUAUUUGGUGUCGAUCGUGGAUUGUGGUAUAAUGUGAUGUAGUGUAUGUGUGUUGUGUGUGUGUGUGUGCGUGCGUAUGUGAUAUGAUGUGGUUGCGCGAGGCGCUCUUUCGUCCACCUAUCCGCUUUUCAUCUACUGUCAUUAUCCGUCCUCUUUUAUAUUUAAUUGACGAGCGUUAAAAAGCGAUCAUCCGCAAUCAUAAAAGCUCGAACUCGAGUGGAUUGUAUCCCUCGCUUCCCCUUUUCUCUCUCUCUCUCUCUCUCUCUCUCUCUCUCUCUCUCUCUCUCUCUACUGACGCUGCGUAUUUAUCGCGUUUUAUUCUCCCCGUUUCGUCCCCUCCUUCCCCUCCAUCGCCACCCUACAUCUCUGCAAACAAUAGCGUGGGUGUUUGAUAUUUGCGCAGUGAGGGAGUCGAUGCGUUUUCGAACAUCGCCUACGUCACGUCGUAAAACGCCCACCUCCCUUGGUUAGCUGUGCGCCAGCGUAAACGGUUUGAAAUUUCACAAAAUUGAGUUCGCCGCUUUAAUGAGACACCGGGAGUACUUAACAAACUCAUAACGAGACGAGAUCGCGAUACAAUGCCGCAAGUGUUGCACAAAACUUUUUGACAUCAUUAAAACAUACGUUAUACAAAAAUA
Messenger RNA from Cataglyphis hispanica, 5945 nucleotides. RefSeq names its product serine proteinase stubble (gene Np). The transcript has 11 exons. Gene Ontology annotation, molecular function: serine-type endopeptidase activity. Bases 505 to 3492 code for a protein of 995 amino acids. The record is from RefSeq and is a predicted model, not a curated record. Lineage: Eukaryota; Metazoa; Arthropoda; Insecta; Hymenoptera; Formicidae. Gene Ontology annotation, biological process: proteolysis.